Molecule: messenger RNA, 1941 nt
Organism: Camellia sinensis
Lineage: Eukaryota; Viridiplantae; Streptophyta; Magnoliopsida; Ericales; Theaceae
Source: RefSeq, a predicted model, not a curated record
AGCGCGAAAACAUUCGCAACAGAAAAUCCCCAAAAACAAAAACACUCCCAAAAAAAUGUUCUCCGUCGCGCCGCCUCUCCUGGGCCGCGACCACCUCUUCUUGGUCCUCCACAGAAACCCUAAUUUCAUCUCCACAAGUUUCAGGCAAAACCACCACCAGAUCAGUAGUAGUAGUAGUAGUAGUAGUAGUCUCUUCACGGUUCGAUCGUCUUCGAGCGUACAAGAGAUCGAGAAACCGAAAGAGAAAUCGACGGAAGAAGGAGAGAGAGAACGGAGUUCGAAGAUCUUCGUUUCGGUGCCGUUUCCGCCGAUUAGGGCGGCGAAGAGGGUGGUGCUGGUGAGGCACGGCCAGAGCACGUGGAAUGAGGAAGGUAGGAUCCAAGGGAGCUCCGAUUUCUCGGUCCUAACUCCGAAAGGCGAGUCUCAGGCCGAGACUUCCCGCCUCAUGCUCAUCGAUGACUCCUUCGAUGUCUGCUUCUCCAGUCCACUGAAUAGGUCAAAGAGAACAGCUGAAAUCAUUUGGAGUGCUCGCAAGGAGGAGAUUAUUACUGAUUCUGAUCUGAGGGAAAUUGACCUGUACUCCUUUCAAGGUCUCCUAAAGCACGAGGGAAAAGCAAAGUUUGGUGCAGCUUUCCAUCAGUGGCAAACUGAUGCGGCAAAUUUUAAUAUUGAUGGUCAUUAUCCAGUGAGAGAGUUAUGGGAUCGUGCUAGAAGCUGCUGGACCAAAAUCUUAACUCACGAAAGCAGGUCUGUUCUUGUGGUUGCUCACAAUGCUGUUAAUCAGGCCCUCGUUGCAACAGCGAUUGGCUUAGGCACCGAGUAUUUCAGGAUUUUACUGCAGAGCAAUUGUGGUGUGAGUGUGCUGGAUUUCACCCCACGACUAGAGGGUGGGUCUCCAUAUAUAUGUCUUAAUCGCUUAAAUCAGACCCCAAAUUCACCUAUUGCAGCUGGAAGUUCUGGAGGCAGAAAAACCAGUAAUCGGAUAAUUCUUGUUUGUCAUGGAUCCUCACAGAGUGGCUCAGAGUCUACCAUUCCUUGCACUGGUGACGGGCCAAUGAAUAUGCUAGGGGCCAUACAGUCCCAGAAAACAGCGGAGCUACUUCUUGAUUCAAAGGUGAACUCUAUAGUCAGCAGCCCUAAAAUGGCCUCAGCUCAGACGGCCGAUGCCAUAUCCAGAGUUCAAGAAGCCGCUGAUUGCUUGGGUGCAGAUUGUGUGCCUCGUUAUGUGGAAAUGAAGCAGAUGCAGGACCUUGAUGUUGAAAACAUUCUUCAACAAUCAAAGAAGGAUGCAACUGAAGUUCCAUAUCUUCGGUCUGGUUGGUUAAAUGGAUAUGAAGAUGGAGUGAUGACAGCAUUGUGGGAUAAGUCAGGGCAGGCCUGGAAAUCUUUACUGGAGGAGCUAUGCAGUGGGUCUGAGGCAGGAAAUAUUGUCGUAGCAGUCGGUCAUCCUGUGGCUCACAUUGCACUGAUGGUGCACUGCCUGAAUCUGACAAAAGAAUGGAUGGGAUUGUUUCAUCUUGAUGCUGGUAGCAUCAGUGUCAUUGACUUCCCAGAUGGAGCAACUGGAAGAAGUGUUAUCAGAUGCAUAAACUACACUGCUCAUCUGGGAAGGUGGUCAAUACCCAUUACAAGGUCAACCCUCGACGAUGAAGAGUUCUAACUGUAUAUAUGUAUGUAGUUUGGAAUUGACUGGUGAUGAGAUGAUCUUAGAUGGAAAAACAGAUCAGGUUCUCCAAACAAGUCAAAAAUUUGUCCGAUAAGUGGUUCAGCUUACACCGGCAAUUCAAUAUAGAUGAAUAUAUACUACAUUUAUAUAUUUUUCUCCUUUUAUUGUUUCUAUCUUGUAAUUUUACAUCUAAUGUUCAACAGAAAUGAGAACUGAAACAUCAACUCUAAAUUGUAACAAAAAACUAGAAAAAAAAUCCAUUCUGCUGAUUCAUA